AGCAAAGAGUCAGGCCGCAGAGGAAAAUGAAGGGCCUCUACCAGGCUGCUGGCAGGACCCUGGUCACUCUGGGGAGCCUGAGCAUCUUCUCUGGAUCCAUCGCCUUCUUCCCUGUCUUUUCCUGCAAGCUUUGGUACACAGGAUGGAGCGUUUGGAUUGCCUGUCCCAUCUGGAACGGGGCUUUGGCUGUCACAGCUGGAUCACUCGUGCUGCUGGCUCAUCGAGAGUGGACUCAGAGAUACUUGUGGGAAGCCGUUUUCACCUUUGUAAUUCUGAGCAUUCUGGGAUGUCCCCUUCAUUUCGCAGUAGCCUUGCAGUCUGCCCUCCUUGGUCCAUUUUGCUUCUACUCCUUUUCAGGGGUCGCGGGGACCAAUUACCUCGGUUAUGCGGUUGCCUUCCCUUUUCCGUACACGAAGUUCCCCUCGGUCUGUGUAGACCCACUGCACUAUGAAGAGUAUCACCUGACCCUUCAGGCCCUGGACCUGGGCCUGAGCCUCACCCUGUUCUGUGUGUCUGUAGCUGUGUUCAUCAAGCUUUCUGCAAGACUGAUGCAGACCGGACACGUAAAUGGUCCAUGUGCCAAGGACUGCAAAAAUAGGAUGGCCCAGCAGCCGCGCGCAGCAGCCCCGCGCAGCAACCCCGUGUAG
Molecule: messenger RNA, 647 nt
Organism: Rattus rattus (black rat)
Lineage: Eukaryota; Metazoa; Chordata; Mammalia; Rodentia; Muridae
Gene: Tmem212
Product: transmembrane protein 212
Exons: 4
Coding region: 27-647 (206 amino acids)
Source: RefSeq, a predicted model, not a curated record